GUGCGCACGGACGCGGCCAGUGCCGGCUGGGACGCCGGGCCCGUAGCUUCGCUUGCCCGUCCUCUCGCUCGUGCCGCGCGCCCGCGGGGCUGCCAGCCCCCGCCGGGCCGGGGCCAUGCAGGAGAGCCAGACCAAGAGCAUGUUCGUGUCCCGGGCCCUGGAGAAGAUCCUAGCCGACAAGGAGGUGAAGCGGCCCCAGCACUCCCAGCUGCGCAGGGCCUGCCAGGUGGCGCUCGAUGAAAUUAAAGCGGAAAUAGAGAAGCAGAGGCUUGGCGCUGCUGCGCCACCGAAGGCUAACUUCAUUGAAGCUGACAAGUAUUUCCUUCCGUUCGAGCUGGCUUGCCAGUCCAAGUCCCCCCGGGUGGUCAGCACGUCCCUCGACUGCUUGCAGAAACUCAUCGCAUAUGGGCACAUCACUGGCAAUGCCCCCGACAGCGGAGCCCCAGGGAAGCGGCUGAUCGACAGGAUCGUUGAAACCAUUUGCAAUUGUUUCCAGGGCCCUCAGACUGACGAAGGGGUUCAGUUACAAAUAAUUAAGGCCCUUCUGACAGCAGUGACUUCCCCACACAUCGAAAUUCAUGAGGGCACCAUCCUGCAAACGGUGCGGACGUGCUACAACAUCUAUCUGGCCAGCAAAAAUCUCAUCAAUCAAACCACCGCCAAGGCCACCCUCACCCAGAUGCUGAACGUCAUCUUCACCCGCAUGGAAAACCAAGUGUUGCAGGAGGCUAGAGAAUUGGAAAAACCGAUCCAGUCGAAACCCCAGUCCCCCGUGAUCCAGGCUGCGGCAGGGUCCCCAAAGUUCAAUCGUUGGAAGCAGAAUCAGGCACAAAGCAAACCGACCACUCCUGAAAGAGCAGACUUAACCAACGGUGAACACACCAGGGGCGGUCCUGGGAGAGUGAGCUCGGAAAACGGAGAUGCACCCAGAGACAGAGGCUCGUCACUCUCAGGGACUGACGACGGAGCCCAGGAGGUCGUGAAAGACAUCUUAGAGGACGUGGUCGCCUCAGCUGUCAAAGAAGCAGCAGAAAAGCGCGGUGUGACAGAACACGAGAGGAGCUUGGGCGAACUGGAGUGCCAGCAAAGUGCCGGUCCCCCUGGAGCUGAUGAGAACUCACAGACCAACGGCAUAGCAGACGACAGGCAGUCCUUGUCCUCGGCAGACAACCUGGAAUCGGAUGUGCAAGGACAUCAGGUGGCGGCCAGGUUCUCGCACAUUCUGCAGAAGGAUGCCUUCCUCGUGUUCCGCUCCCUGUGCAAGCUGUCCAUGAAGCCCCUCGGGGAAGGCCCCCCAGAUCCCAAGUCCCAUGAGCUGCGCUCCAAGGUGGUCUCACUGCAGCUGCUCCUCUCUGUGUUGCAAAACGCCGGCCCCGUCUUCAGGACUCACGAGAUGUUCAUCAAUGCGAUCAAGCAAUAUCUCUGCGUGGCCUUGUCCAAAAAUGGCGUCUCUUCAGUGCCUGAUGUCUUCGAGCUCUCUCUUGCCAUUUUUCUUACUCUUCUUUCAAACUUUAAAAUGCACUUGAAAAUGCAGAUAGAGGUCUUCUUCAAAGAGAUUUUCCUGAACAUUUUAGAAACAUCGACGAGUUCUUUCGAGCACAGGUGGAUGGUCAUUCAGACUCUGACGAGGAUCUGUGCAGAUGCCCAGUGUGUUGUGGAUAUUUAUGUCAACUAUGACUGCGAUUUAAAUGCUGCUAACAUUUUCGAGCGUCUUGUAAAUGAUUUGUCCAAAAUCGCUCAGGGAAGAAGUGGCCAUGAGCUGGGAAUGACACCACUACAGGAGCUCAGUCUGAGGAAGAAAGGCCUGGAGUGCCUCGUGUCCAUCCUCAAGUGCAUGGUGGAGUGGAGCAAAGACCUGUAUGUGAAUCCCAACCACCAGACCAGCCUGGGUCAGGAGAGACUCCUGGAUCAGGAUAUGGGGGAUGGGAAAGGCCUGGACUUGGCCAGACGGAGCAGCGUGACAUCCAUGGAGUCCACAGUAUCCUCCGGGACCCAGACAGCCGUUCAGGAUGACCCGGAGCAGUUUGAGGUCAUCAAGCAGCAGAAAGAAAUCAUCGAACACGGCAUCGAGCUAUUCAACAAGAAACCUAAGAGGGGAAUCCAGUUUCUCCAGGAGCAGGGCAUGCUGGGAACAUCCGUUGAUGACAUUGCCCAGUUCCUACACCAGGAGGAGCGCCUUGAUUCUACCCAGGUGGGUGAUUUUCUGGGAGAAAGCACGAGGUUCAACAAGGAAGUGAUGUAUGCCUACGUGGACCAGCUCAACUUCUGCGAGAAGGAAUUUGUCUCAGCUCUGCGGACGUUCCUGGAAGGUUUCCGUCUACCUGGGGAAGCCCAGAAGAUUGACCGGUUAAUGGAGAAGUUUGCCGCAAGAUACAUAGAGUGCAACCAAGGGCAGACGCUCUUUGCCAGUGCCGACACUGCCUAUGUGCUAGCAUAUUCCAUUAUUAUGCUGACGACAGACUUGCACAGUCCUCAGGUAAAAAACAAAAUGACAAAAGAGCAAUAUAUUAAGAUGAAUCGAGGUAUCAAUGACAGUAAAGAUCUACCGGAAGAAUAUCUCUCCAGCAUCUAUGAAGAGAUAGAAGGCAAGAAAAUUGCAAUGAAAGAAACAAAGGAGCACACGAUUGCGUCCAAAUCUACUAAGCAGAGUGUAGCUAGUGAAAAGCAGCGACGGCUGCUGUACAACCUGGAGAUGGAGCAAAUGGCUAAAACGGCCAAGGCGCUGAUGGAGGCUGUGAGCCACGCCAAAGCCCCAUUUACAAGUGCCACUCAUCUGGACCACGUCCGGCCGAUGUUCAAGCUGGUGUGGACACCACUGUUGGCGGCCUACAGCAUUGGACUGCAGAACUGUGAUGACACAGAAGUGGCCUCGCUGUGCCUGGAGGGCAUCCGAUGUGCAAUCAGAAUCGCCUGCAUCUUCGGAAUGCAGCUGGAACGUGAUGCCUACGUUCAGGCUCUUGCGCGCUUCUCCCUGCUGACGGCCAGCUCCAGCAUCACCGAGAUGAAGCAGAAGAACAUCGACACCAUAAAGACGCUCAUCACAGUAGCUCACACUGACGGCAACUACCUGGGCAAUUCCUGGCACGAGAUCCUGAAAUGCAUCAGCCAGCUAGAGCUCGCUCAGCUGAUAGGAACUGGCGUGAAGACUCGCUACCUGUCCGGGUCCGGCCGAGAGAGAGAAGGGAGCCUGAAGGGCCACACGCUGGCGGGAGAAGAGUUCAUGGGCCUUGGCCUGGGUAAUUUGGUGAGUGGUGGAGUGGACAGAAGACAGAUGGCCAGCUUCCAGGAAUCAGUCGGGGAGACCAGCUCUCAGAGUGUGGUUGUGGCUGUGGACAGGAUUUUCACUGGAUCUACCAGACUGGACGGGAAUGCAAUAGUUGACUUUGUCCGCUGGCUGUGUGCUGUGUCCAUGGAUGAACUGGCUUCCCCCCACCACCCUCGCAUGUUCAGCUUGCAGAAGAUCGUGGAGAUCUCCUACUACAACAUGAACCGCAUCCGGCUGCAGUGGUCUCGCAUAUGGCACGUGGUCGGAGACCACUUCAAUAAGGUUGGCUGUAACCCCAAUGAAGAUGUGGCUAUUUUUGCUGUGGACUCGUUAAGGCAGCUCUCCAUGAAGUUCCUUGAAAAGGGUGAAUUAGCCAACUUCCGUUUCCAGAAAGACUUCCUGAGGCCCUUUGAGCACAUCAUGAAGAAGAACAGAUCCCCGACCAUCCGGGACAUGGUGAUCCGCUGCAUCGCCCAGAUGGUGAACUCGCAGGCUGCCAACAUCCGCUCUGGCUGGAAAAACAUCUUUGCCGUGUUCCACCAGGCAGCCUCCGAUCAUGACGGGAACAUCGUGGAGCUGGCCUUCCAGACCACGGGCCACAUCGUCACAAACAUCUUCCAGCACCACUUCCCUGCAGCCAUCGACUCCUUCCAGGACGCGGUGAAGUGCUUGUCGGAGUUUGCCUGCAACGCUGCUUUCCCCGACACCAGCAUGGAAGCCAUCCGGCUUAUCCGCUUCUGUGGCAAAUACGUCUCCGAGAGGCCUCGGGUGCUACAAGAAUACACGAGUGACGACAUGAACGUGGCCCCUGGCGACCGAGUCUGGGUUCGAGGCUGGUUCCCCAUCUUGUUUGAGCUCUCCUGCAUCAUUAAUAGGUGCAAGUUGGAUGUGCGGACAAGGGGACUCACGGUCAUGUUUGAGAUCAUGAAGAGCUACGGCCACACGUUUGAGAAGCACUGGUGGCAGGACCUGUUCAGAAUCGUGUUUCGGAUUUUUGACAACAUGAAACUCCCUGAGCAACAGUCGGAGAAAUCUGAGUGGAUGACAACAACCUGCAAUCACGCACUUUAUGCUAUUUGUGACGUCUUUACCCAGUUUUAUGAAGCUUUGAAUGAAGUCCUUCUUUCUGAUGUCUUUGCACAAUUGCAGUGGUGUGUAAAGCAAGAUAAUGAACAGUUGGCUCGGUCUGGUACAAAUUGCUUAGAGAACUUGGUGAUCUCCAACGGAGAGAAGUUCAGCCCCGCCGUGUGGGAUGAGACCUGCAGCUGCAUGCUGGACAUCUUCCAGACAACCAUCCCACACGUGCUGCUGACCUGGAGGCCUGCGGGAAUGGAGGACGACUCAUCAGAGAGACACUGGGAUGUGGAUCUGGACCACCAGUCUGUAAGCAGUGUAGACAAAAAUGCCUCUGAGAGAGGCCAGAGCCAGCUCUCCAACCCCACCGACGACAGCUGGAAGGGUAGACCAUACGCAAGAGCUGCUGAAGGAUCAGAGAUCCUUUCACUAGAUACAGAUCAGAAGCUGUUUGCCAGCCUCCUCAUCAAGUGUGUGGUCCAGCUGGAGCUGAUCCAGACCAUCGACAACAUCGUGUUCUACCCUGCCACGAGCAAAAAGGAAGACGCCGAGCACAUGGUUGCUGCCCAGCAAGACACGCUGGACGCGGACAUCCACAUAGAGACGGAGGAUCAGGGCAUGUACAAAUACAUGUCCUCCCAGCACCUCUUCAAGCUGCUGGACUGCUUGCAGGAGUCCCACUCCUUCUCGAAGGCUUUCAACUCCAAUUACGAGCAGCGGACCGUCCUGUGGCGAGCAGGUUUCAAGGGCAAGUCUAAACCCAAUCUUCUAAAACAAGAAACCAGCAGCCUGGCCUGUUGUUUGAGGAUCCUGUUUCGGAUGUAUGUGGAUGAGAACCGCCGGGAUUCCUGGGAAGAAAUACAGCAGCGACUUCUAACGGUGUGCGGCGACGCUCUCGCCUAUUUCAUCACUGUGAAUUCUGAAAGUCAUCGGGAGGCCUGGACAAGUCUCCUGUUGCUGCUUCUCACCAAAACCCUCAAGAUAAACGACGAGAAGUUCAAAGCACACGCUUCGAGGUACUACCCCUACUUGUGUGAAAUUAUGCAGUUUGACCUGAUCCCCGAGCUGCGAGCAGUGCUGCGGAAGUUCUUCCUACGGAUAGGUGUUGUGUAUAAGAUAUGGAUUCCAGAAGAGCCACCACGGGUGCCAGCCACACUGUCCCCAGGGUGGUAGCCCUGGCCCCUGCGGUCCACUGCCGCAGCUCGCGGAACACUCAUCAGGCCGUGUCAGAGGGGCGCAUCGCGUGAAAGGUCCCACGGAACCCAGGAGGCAGCAUCUCCUCGGCUCUCAGGAUGGCCUGGAUAAGGAUGACCUCUGCGCUGGCCUCGUCCACGUCCCUGACUCUCAGGUGGGGAACCGCACGCUGCUCUGCCGCUCCAGGUCACCGACGGAUCGGUCAGAUCUGCGCCCGCACAGGCCGCCAUUUCCUAGCAGGGCCCCGUCCUCGGCCGCCAGUGUUUUGUCGGAGGAAGUCACUCUCCUGGCAAACAGUGACCACAGCUGUACAGUUCGUGACUACUAGAGAGUGUUAAUAAAGUUUCUUGUCACGGCUAUCCGCCACCUCCAUUGGGCUGGGCUUUUUGUUGUCUGAGUGUCUCUGUCAGGAGUCAGCCCGAGUUAGUCCCGGGGGAGGUAGCAAAAAGAAGGGUCGUUUUUGUGCUUUGUUCCCGUCUGAGUGAUUUUUACAAAGUGUUUGACAAAGACAUUACUGAAGAUUUGAUUGAAGACAGAAUUUAGAAUUUAGUAAUUAACUUAGUGCAAUUAAAGAGCUUGCAAGGCUAAAAAAUAAUGCAGUGCCUCACGGCUCUCGCUGUCUUAGUGACUUGGGGAGAAAAAGUCCGUAGGAGAAGCCGGCAGCGGAAGGAAGGUGGUGACCUUCCUCAGAGUGAGUACCUGUGGAUGGGUGCUCGAAUCCCCGAGCAGUGUCCGUCAGGCACGCUCCUAGGGCGAGUAGAUGCAACAGUAAUGAAGUAGUGACUUAACCAGACUUGAUGUGUCUUUGAGUAAACCUUUUUAUUUUUACCUCUGCAGAGUGAGUGUACUGACGGUUAGUGUCACUGUGCGUGAACCCCCUCAACCAGGAGGCGUGGGUGGAGCCAGGGCUGUCCUGGGGCAGCAGUGGGGAGGGCCCACGCUCAGCACUCACGUUCAUCUGCACCUAGGAGCUGAUUUUUUGGGCAAAGUUGGAUUCUGGGGUCUUUCUUAUGUUCAUGUUGGUGCAAUACCCUGAGCUGCAGCAGAACCGGGUGCCAGUGCAGCUCGCAUACACGCGGGCAAGACGCACGUGCGGCCCAAGCCUGCGAGUUUGAUUCAGUCCACGUCUGGGAGAAAGAGAACACUCGCCUCACCGUCUGCCCUCGUCCACUGCUCACGGAGAGCACAUGUGAGCGCUGGGAACAGCCUUGGAAACCGGGCUGUUUGCUGUCGACGCUGGUGCCUUGGACGUUCGUUAUCUGGGAGCCUGGCUGUCCCAUCAGAUCUCUCUUGUGUUCCGGAGGAGGCUUUCCGGUGCUUUCGCUCACCAAGAGACCCAUUUCCCAAGUUCUUGUCUCGUUUUAUUUUGAGCAGCCUCGAGAAGUGGCUGGAUGUAGCCGGCAGUAUUCUUGUCUACUCGUUUCUUUCCCAAAAAGUGUUUUCAUUUUUUUAACCAAAGAGAAACAAGAGCAGGUGUCAGGUUUUCCGUCGUUGACCUACAGUGGAGAAAGGGAGCUGUGUGGGUUCGCAGGAGGGGACGCUGGGGGAUGUGACUGAGCGAGGCUGGCACCGCGUGUCCCGGGGCCCCUUGUGGCUUUCACAGCUCGCCGCAGCCUCCCCAGGCCAGACGCCUGCACUGACACCUGGACUGGAGGCGUGAACGGGGACUCGCAGGUCUGCGCUGACGUCCGACCUGCCCACGCCACGUCCCUGGUCCCUGGCUGCGCCCUCCCUCCCCAGGUUUCAGCUGGAAUUCUCCUGACCCGCGUUUUCCCAGCGUCUCUGACUCCCCUGUAGAUCCUUGCCUCUGGCAGGGUGGGUACACGUCAGUGCAUUUUGUCACUUCCCGAAACAUUCAGGCUUGGAUUUCUUUCUGUCGUUCAGAAGAUUUCAUUUUCUGAGUGAGGCAUGCGAAUUGUACCAGCAGUGGACUUUGUAAAAACUGGACGUAAACCCGUUUUUCUCGCCAGUGGCCAGCGGGGGACAUCGCCUCCCGUAAUAAGCCAAGCAGCUGUGAUCCUUUUGUCGGUGUGAUUCUGUGCUGCUUCGUCACGGCGAGCACGCGUGACGCGGACAUGUUGGCUGCACAGCGUGGGCCUGGGGUGCCGCUCACCCGGCUCCAUGAAGGGCAGCGCGGCGUUUACCGAGGUCUGAGUUCUUGCUCAGAAAGCUCUCGGUGUUGGUUCUGCGCUCCAGGUGUCGGUUCUGCGCUCCAGGUGUCCAGGAGUUUCCCUUGCAAUCCUGCUGCUUUGAGCCUGCACCCUCACUGUCAGGAAACCACCAGCUUUGGCCUCUUGGCCCACGGUGGACGGGAAAGCUCUCUCCUAAUGCGCAUCUUUGCCCUGCUCUCCCCAUGCACAACCAAAGAACACGCGCGUUAUGGAAAUCGUAUGAUAGGAUCUGGAAAUAGCACUUUCCUCUGACACGUGACUCUUGUACAAAAUAAAAAUUAAAACUUCUUUUGUUCUUUUAUGGAGAUGGCGAAACGUUUAGUAGUCUUUCUAGUGGUUAAGGGAGCCUGCUACAAAUGCUACAGAUGCCAGCGCGACCAUCCCAUUCAGACGUGUCCUCUUGGGAUGCAGACAGACACCUGUUCCAGAGGAGCUGGGCCCCCACCCUGCAGCUCUCAGGUGUCUCAGGGUCUGUGUUAAGGGAGACGACGACCUCGCACAAAGUCCUGGGUUUUGCUGUCAGCAGCUUUGUAGUUCGGGGAACAGAGAAACCAAAGCUGAAUGUUUUAAAGGAUGCAUCUACCUGGGAAUCCUUGCUCUUCAAGAAGGACACUCGUCAAAGGUGUAGUUCUUCUCAGUGUUCUAAUUUUUACAAAAUUUUAUGUGCAUAUUUGCAUCAAAUAUUUCUUUAUGUGCAAAAUGUAUGUUUUACCUCCUUCAAAUGCCUAAAAGUUAGUAGUUACUUUGAUUAAAUCUACACACAAUGAUUAAGUGCAUUUAAUAUUGGUAAUUUAAUGAAAAGCAUCCCCUGCCCAAUGGAUGUAAACAUUUUUGAAAGAAUAAGCAGAAUUAUAUAAUAUGAAAUGCUGUGUAAAGUUUUCUAUGUAAAAAAUUAUGUAUAAUACUGUUAAAAUAUCCCAUGCUUUGAUCA
Molecule: messenger RNA, 8635 nt
Organism: Lepus europaeus (European hare)
Lineage: Eukaryota; Metazoa; Chordata; Mammalia; Lagomorpha; Leporidae
Gene: ARFGEF2
Product: ADP ribosylation factor guanine nucleotide exchange factor 2
Exons: 40
Coding region: 116-5512 (1798 amino acids)
Biological process (GO): regulation of ARF protein signal transduction
Molecular function (GO): guanyl-nucleotide exchange factor activity
Source: RefSeq, a predicted model, not a curated record